AUGUCCAGAGAAAGGGAGAGAUUUGAUGAGAUAGGCAAGAAGCUCAAAAGAGAAUCAGAUGCCUCUCAUCAAAGGGGUAGAAGACACAUGUCGGGCCCUCCUGGAACCCUAAAUACAAUUACUCCAUGUGCUGCUUGUAAGCUCUUAAGAAGGAGAUGUGCACAAGAAUGCCCAUUUUCUCCAUAUUUCUCUCCACAUGAACCACAGAAGUUUGCUUCUGUUCACAAAGUUUUUGGGGCCAGUAACGUCUCGAAGAUGCUGAUGGAGGUUCCAGAGAGCCAAAGAGCUGAUGCAGCUAAUAGUCUUGUUUAUGAGGCUAAUGUGAGGCUAAGAGAUCCAGUUUAUGGGUGCAUGGGUGCAAUUUCAGCCUUACAACAGCAAGUUCAAUCUUUGCAAGCCGAACUUAAUGCAGUAAGGAAUGAAAUACUGAAAUACAAAUAUAGGGAAGCAAACAUAAUUCCUUCUUCCCAUGUAGCUUUGCUUUCUUCUGGGGCUGUUUCGAUUGCUGCACCAUCACCAGCCCCCUCGACGCCACCGCUCCCAACACCACCUCCUCCUCCUUCCUCAUCUUCUUCCAUGUACACUCAACCGAUCAGUAGUACUGCUGCCGAUUAUAGCACAAUUUCGACUGAAAAUGUCUCCUUCUUUAGUUAA
Molecule: messenger RNA, 654 nt
Organism: Dovyalis caffra
Lineage: Eukaryota; Viridiplantae; Streptophyta; Magnoliopsida; Malpighiales; Salicaceae
Source: the annotation of a GenBank genome assembly